CUGGCUAUUUGGCUACUUUUUUUUGUUGUUGCUGAAAUAAAUACUAAAUUGCUUAUUAUUUUAUUUUCGCAUUUCUCUGUAGAGUGCUUCUUUGCUUCCUCGAGAGAGCGAGUUCCGGAAGCUCCAAAUUUGUAUGGCUGCUUCGAUCUAUGCCCUCUUCAGUUGCAAAGGAAUCUCAUAGACACGAAACUCAUGUAAUCAAAAUUUUACUCUUACUCAAUAAGGUUGCUUGUCUGGAGGGGGAUUGAAUAUUGGCACGUUGCCUGGGGCUUAAAAUGUUGGUUUCUUGAUGUGGAAUCUCAUGGGUUGAACUCAAAGAAUAAUGGGUAGCUUUAGUGAAGAAGAAUAUGGGUUUUUUGAUGCCCAAGAGGAUAUUGCAUCAACAUCUGAUGCAAGUUCUGAUAACAUUGAGGUAUUUGAUUCAACUUCUUCCUUCAUCAAUUGGGUUCCACCUAGUUUACCAUAUGAGGUUUGGGUUCAAAGCCCCGGAAGUGUUAAGGAGCGUAGGGUUAAGUUUCUGGAGUGGAUGGGACUGAGUUCAGAUCAGAUUGUGAGAGAGACUUCACUAGACAUAUUUAGUGAUGUUCCUGGGGAGGUUGAAAGAAUUCGAGAGACUUCACUAGACAUAUUUAGUGAUGUUCCUGGGGAGGUUGAAAGAAUUCGAGAGACUAGUGGGGCUGUGUUGAGAACCUCACGUUUUGAAGAUGAGUUUUGUUUCAGUCGGUCUUCUAUGUCAUGCUGGCGUAAUGGCUACUCCAAUUCCUCAAUUGAGUUGGGUUCAAAGGAUAAUUCUGCAUGUAGAGGUGGAAAUCCAGGUAUGAUAUUGGAGUGUAAUGCAGAUGAACUGGGGCAGGAUGGUAAAGUAAGUGAAGGUCAAGAAGUGGCUGAAGAGUCUGAGCGCACUUCUUGUUCAUCAUCUUCCUUGUCUCUACAAUUGAUGGAAAAUCAAGUGGAGGAGGUGCACAAUAGAGCUGGGAUACUGAAGAGAGUUAAGAAGGUGUGGUUGAGUAGGUUACGGUCCAUGUCAUGCCUUGUUGAUAGGCAAGGGGAGGCUGAUAAAUUGACAGACAAUGAAAAUGAUGCAAUUGUGGGGCACAGGGCUCAGAGAGUUAAAGUCCGCCAUUGCAGGAAGCGAUUGAAGGAACUUUCAGCUCUUUACAUGGGGCAAGAUAUCCAGGCUCAUGAGGGUGCGAUUUUGGCAAUGAAAUUCAGUCCUGAUGGACAAUACCUAGCAAGUGCCGGUGAAGAUGGGAUUGUGCGAGUCUGGAACGUGGUGGAGGAUGAGAGAUCUAAUGAACAUGACAUUCCAGAAAUAGAUCCAUCCUGCAUUUACUUCACAGUGAAUCAUCUCUCUGAACUAAAUCCACUAUUUGCGGAUAAGGAUAAAAAAUCAGGGAGCCUUAGGAAAACACCGGAUUCAGCUUGUGUUAUUUUCCCUCCUAAAGUCUUUCGGAUAUUGGAGAAACCAUUGCAUGAAUUUCAUGGGCAUGAUGGUGAUAUAUUGGAUCUCUCUUGGUCAAGGAAUAAUUAUCUUCUGUCGUCUUCUGUUGACAAAACUGUUCGUCUCUGGCAAGUGGGAUGUGACCAUUGCCUCAAAGUCUUUUCCCAUAGUAAUUAUGUGACCUGCGUUCAAUUUAAUCCUGUGGAUGAUAAUUACUUCAUCAGUGGUUCAAUAGAUGGCAAAGUACGCAUUUGGGGAAUUCCUUGCUGCCAAGUUGUUGAUUGGAGUGAUAUAAGAGAUAUAGUUACUGCAGUGUGCUAUCGCCCUGAUGGGCAGGGAGGAAUUGUUGGCUCAAUGACUGGCAAUUGCAGAUUUUAUAAUAUAUCAGAUAAUCAUUUGCAAUUAGAUGCUCAAAUAUGCUUGCAUAGUAAAAAGAAGUCUCCCUGCAGAAAGAUUACAGGCUUCCAGUUUUUCCCACACAAUCCUAGCAAAGUGAUGGUCACUUGUGCCGAUUCACAAGUCAGAAUUCUUCAUGGUCUUAAUGUGGUUGGCAAGUAUGCAGGACAACGUAAUGCAGGAAACCAGACAUCUGCUACCUUCACUUCAGAUGGGAAACAUAUAGUUUCAGUUAGUGAGGAUUCUAAUGUAUAUAUAUGGAACUGCGGUAAUCAGGAAGAACAUGUUCUCUCUCAAGCAAAAAAGAUCAGAUCUUUUGAGCGCUUUUCCACCAAUGUAUCUAUAGCAAUACCUUGGUGUGGUUUCAAAUGUGAUUCCUUAGAAAAUGAGAGCCAAUUUCAGGCCAUGGAUGGGAAGUUACCAGGGACUCUGCCUUUCUCUUCACCUGCAUGUUUUUCUCUCAGCCAGGAUUCUUUCCUUGAGUCUAUUCCCAAAGGAUCUGCAACUUGGCCAGAGGAGAAGCUUCCAACUUCAAGCCCACUGGCAAAGCCAUCUACUAUGCACAGAUCUGAGUACAAGUUUUUUAAAACUUCUUGUCAGAGCACAUCCAGUUCUCAUGCAUGGGGCAUGGUUAUUGUGACUGCAGGCUGGGAUGGACGGAUCAGAUCAUUCCACAAUUAUGGUCUACCGGUGCCUGUUUGACACUAUAGUGGCUUUCGGCAUGGUUUUCAAAAGAGUUUUAGCUAUCCCCCUUGCAGGACACUUUAUGUGUAGUGCCCUCUUUGGCUCUUUGGCCUUUGGCAUUGUUUUCAAAAGAUGCAAAUCUAAUGGAUUGAUGAGUGACAUUAAGUUUGGCAGCAUCAACAGCCACAGCAGGCUCAGGUUGACAACUCUAGCAGGCAUGUGGAGGAUAGAUGAACUUGUGCAUUUGGUUCUCCAAUGGGACCCUUCUCAGAUUUCAGAGGUGACUGACCAUUUUAUGUCAUGACAAGUGGCUGCAAUUCCAUGGUUGUAGUGUGCAAUCCAAUUUGGAGUCAGCCAGCCAGUGGCCGAGGUUAGCUUGUCUAGAUAUUAUAAUUUCUAAUCAAUGUGGGAUGUUUUUGGUCUGCCGGUCCACAAAAUUAGAUAUAAGUCAUUUGUUAGGAGAAGGCCAAAUUGAGAUAUUAUAUCUAUAUAAUGCAGGUGCCCGUGGGCCUUGUACAACUUCUUUUGUUCUCUAUGAUGGGAUAGGGUAUCCAGAGCUGGUGGCUGGAAUUUGUUUGGGAAAAGAAUGGUGGGGAACUUUCACCCUUCCACCAUGGUGGCCGGUCAGAAUGAUUGAAUUGUUUGUCUGCCAUUUGUGGUCUGUCUCAUGGUAGGGUCAGUGUGCUUUGGUUGGCAGUGGGAAUGUGGAGGAAGCCAUUUCCUCUGAGCCAGGGGCUGGAGACUGAGGCCACCACUCUUCCGGAGAAGACAUUUAUCUCUUAACGGGAAUGAUUGCGGCUCGUGUCCAUGGAGGAUGGGCACUCCCAACUUUGUAUAUUUACACUGUCAGUGUAGUCUAACAUAACCUUAGAUUAGACUCUGAGUGGUUAGGAUUUUGUUAACCUUAACAGGAAUAGGUUUUGAGAUUCAUAUAAAAAUGUAACUUCAAUUUUCCUCUCAUUUGUAAAGGAAAUUUUUUCUGCAUGCUCGUGCUUGAAACAAAAUAUGGCAAUACAAACAAUAGAAGUUGGACGUGGAUACAAAAAAA
Molecule: messenger RNA, 3569 nt
Organism: Prunus mume (Japanese apricot)
Lineage: Eukaryota; Viridiplantae; Streptophyta; Magnoliopsida; Rosales; Rosaceae
Product: Transducin/WD40 repeat-like superfamily protein
Molecular function (GO): protein binding
Source: RefSeq, a predicted model, not a curated record